Paramuricea clavata is the source of this 2693-nucleotide messenger RNA. NCBI's taxonomy places the organism in Eukaryota, Metazoa, Cnidaria, Anthozoa, Malacalcyonacea, Plexauridae. The record is from the annotation of a GenBank genome assembly.
CAUGAAUUCAAAGUCCUUUAGUCUUGCAAAUCACAACUGCAGUGUACUAUAUGCAAAAGCCAAUAUUAACAUCGGAUCAGACAUCUAAAACUUAUUCUAAGAGUGUCUUUGUGCAAAAACGCUUAAUACUAGUCAGAAAGGUUUUUGUCUCUUAGAGACAAAAGAUUUUAGUACAAGUUCAUUUUCAAGUGGUAGCCCGUUUGUAUAAAAGGACGCAAGAUGCGCCUUCGAAAGUAUCACUCUUGCAGCAGUUGAACAGAGCAAAGUUGUCAGUUGAGGAAAAGCAGCGAAGAAAAAAAUUAUGUCUUUAAAAAUUGUUGUUUUAAUGUUGGUCGCUGGCCUCGCACUGGCUAAAGUUGGUAAGUACCUCUUGGGAGUGAUAGAAUUAUCCACGGCUUACUAGACCAGCUCUUGGAAGAACAUGUUUAUAGAAUUAAUAAAGCUAUCCAGUAUUUAUAGUUAUAGUUUAGUUUAGAUUUCCUUCUGUAAUAACACUGAAUCAAUAAGAGAUGAUCCUUACUGGACCUCUGGAACGAACGUUUAGAACUGAUAGAGUUAUCCAGUAUCGAAAUAAAGUUAGUUUAGUUUAGGUUUCCUCCUGUAGUAACACUGGAUCAAUAAGAGAUGAUCCUUAUUGGACCUCUCGGACAAACAGUUCAGAAAUGAUAGAGCUGUCCAGUAUAAAAAAUUAUUGAAAGUUAGUAAUUAGUUUAGAUUUCCUCGUGUAAUAACACUGCAUAGAUCAAUGGAUGUUCCUUAUACUUGACCCCUAUUAAUACUGGAAGAGGCGCUUAUAUUCUUUCUUUCUUUACUUCGUUCUUAUAUAGAUGAAUUCGGCAACGACUAUGAAACGCCUGAGAAAAAAGAAACCUCAAAUGAUGCGGAAGAACCGAAGAUGAUCAUGGAAGACAUGAACAGUGAAACGUCGACAGCUCUUGUACAAAACGACGCCAAUGACCCUGAUUCAAUCAAGAAUAAAGGACGUACGUUUGUUCAGCUUUUUUGUCAUACAUUUCAGUCCCGGAACUAUAGGAUUUGAGAUUUACCGCGCGAGUUGUGCGCCAAUUAGAUACUGCCUAUAAGAAAAUUCUUCAUUUUCUAAGGCUUAUAGAAACGCUAUUUUCUGCAUUCUUGAAACAGUUAACGUUAGAACAAAAAGUCGAUGAUAAACAGCGAUAAAAUGACUCUUUCUAUAUUCAUAGUCUAUCUACAAUUACAAAUAUUCAUGGUCCGAUAUGAUCAGGUCAUCAGGUGUAUAAUAAGAAAGUGUUUGUGGUAAUAUUUGGGACGCUAAUUCCAACACGUUUCUUUCCUUGAACAAGAAGUUUUUCUGUUUCAAAUUUUUUCACGAAAAUUCGUGAAUUAAAUCGGUUGAUUUUGCACGAAAAUUCUUGAUGACUCAUGGAUUAACUCGGUUGACUCAUAGUUACGAAUAAUUUGCCUUGAAUUUACAGAUCGAAAAUAUAGCUGAAAAUAUAAGCGUAAAAUGUGGGUUUAAGAUGUAUUUUAAUGAACAGCAAUGUAGUAUUUUACUGACAUGUUUUUCUGUUUCCAAAUACUUCUAUAGUUUGUCAUUGGGGCAUCGCUGUUUGGUACAAGCCCGGAUUCGCUAUUCGCUGUGGUUGUAUGAAAUGGUGAGUACAUCUAAACUCUUCAUUGCCGACGUACAAUGCGCGCAAGCACACGCGCUAAGACCAUUUUCAUUUUAUACGUUCACGUUUCGCUCAGGUAAAGGCGACCACCAAUAGGCACCCACAGGGGCGUUGCCAGCCCCAAUGUAAGGGGGGGGGCAUUUUAGACAAUGUUUUGUGAUAAUCUGAAAACCGCAGAUUUUGUAUAUUUUAUGUCGUAAUGAAAGCAUUACGAAUUUACGCCCCCACCGCCUAACCCCAGUUUCUCCACAGGUUUGGAAAAAUUACAAAAUUGGUCCCGACGAAAAGUGUGUAGGGGGGGGGAUCACUCAACUUACACAGAAAAAGUGCUGUUGCUGGACGAUCGAUGAAUUUACUCACUCUACAAAAAGAAGUCAAAAAAUAUCCUACCCUGAAUCUUAUUACUAAGUGACUCAGAAUUAACUGACAUUUCCUAUUGUUUAGUUCCUGCGCGUCUGGUGGUAACUGGGCUUGUGCUUAUGAAUUCUCAUACUGUCCAUACUUCUGUAAGUAUAUUGUGUAUAUAACUAGUGUUGCGUUGCAAUCACUGAUCUCUAAUAAGCCAGUAAAUUAAAUGCUAUCUUGAAAUGUAUAUUGAACCGUCAAGUACAAAAACUGCAGCAUAUAAUGAAAAGGAUUAGAAUCACAAUUCUCUUUCUUUCUACUAGAUUGUGGCAACCAAAUCUACAAUCCUUCUACUCAAAUCUGUUGCUGUGGUAAAGUGCACUCUAAGAAAUCCAGUUAUUCAUGCUGUGGUUACUUCUACUACGAUACCAGAGUAUCACAAUGUUGUAAUUACUACUCUGUCAAGCCAAGGAAGGCCAAAUGCCCACGCCACCGCGUUUAAGUUGUGAGCAGUUUGACCACUCAAGGACACAUAAAGAAAUUUGUGUUUGAUAGAGUAUUUCAUUACAUUAUAUAAAGAGCUAGUUGAUUAUGUUAGUUAUAUAUCUGCAUGUUUACAGUAUGACGUACAAAGCUCAGAUGUAAAUUUCUGUUCAUAGUAUAUUACCAUUUUUUCUUAAUAAACUAAGAAUGAAU